This is a messenger RNA of Dufourea novaeangliae, 1752 nucleotides long. RefSeq names its product acyl-CoA dehydrogenase family member 9, mitochondrial. The transcript has 2 exons. The annotation marks the transcript as partial. The record is from RefSeq and is a predicted model, not a curated record. Gene Ontology annotation, molecular function: acyl-CoA dehydrogenase activity; flavin adenine dinucleotide binding. Lineage: Eukaryota; Metazoa; Arthropoda; Insecta; Hymenoptera; Halictidae.
UAUAUAUAUAAAGAAAAGCAACCGCAAAGAAAACCUUUUCUGAAGAAUCUUCUAUUAGGAGCAUUGGAUACAGAAGUUUUUUCUCUUCCCGAACUUCAAACCGUAGACAGAUUCAAAGAUUUCGAGGCUUGGUUGAAGCCGAUUGAAGAUUAUGUAUGUAGCUGCACUGAGCCAGGCAAAGAAAAGCUAAAACGAAAUGAAAUAUUAUCGUGUCUCAAAGAUCUCGACCUAUUUCGAGCAUACAUUAGUGAAGAACAUCGUGGUUUAAAUUUGUCAGAAACAGAAUCAUUGAAGCUCAUAGAAACACUGGGUAUAUUACCUUGGUUGAGCACAUACAUGGUAAAAAAUGUUAUGUUACCAGUUCAACUAAUUUCUAAGUAUGGCUCCGAGGAUCAGAAAAAGAAAUAUUUCCCAAAGAUCAUAAGUGGUGAAAUCGUUCCCACAAUAUGUCUAAAAGAAAAGACAAAUGGUACCAAUAUUAAUAAUAUUGAAAGUUUUGCAACAUUACAUGACAAUUCGUGGAUAUUAAAUGGAGAAAAAUCAUUUGUUGUCAAUGGAGUGAAUGCUAAUCUGUUUUUAGUUUUUGCUCAAUGUACAAUGACACAUAUUUUUAAUCCACAAGCAACGUCGUUGUUUCUAGUUGAACGUGACUUUGGUGGAAUAAGUUGCACCAAUAUUUAUGAAACAAUCGGACGUCGUGAAGUACCUGUUUGUACAGUUAAUUUCACAGACACAAUAAUACCAACGACUAACAUUAUAGGUGAGCCUAACAAGGCAUUCAAUAUUAUGAUGGAAAUGCUAAAACCUGGAAUUCAGCAUAUAACAGGACAGUCUAUAGUUAUUUUAAGAAAUUUCAUAAAUCAAUUACUCGUGGAUGUUCUAGAAAUGAAGCACUUUGACAGGGAAUUCUAUCAAUUUGAGAGUGUAAAAAAAGUUUUGGCUGAAGCAUCCCAUUCCUUAUAUACUAUGGAAAGCAUGGCUUAUCUAACUAUUAAGUUAGCAGAUCUACAUGAAAACCAAGAUGUUGAGAUAGAAAGAACUAUCACAGAAACUUAUUGUGCAAAUAAAUGUUUAAAUUCUAUUCAAUCAGGAUUGCAACUGUUGGGUGCACAAACAUAUUUGAAUAAGAGUUCAUAUAUAAACAUGUAUCAUGAUGCCUUGGCUUUCACAACACUAGAUACAAAUAAUUUAGAUGCAUAUGUUUAUGUAGCAACAGCUUUCUUGCAAUACAUGGGGAAAUCUGUUUUCAAGGAAGUAUACAAACAAAGGAAUGUUUCAAAGCAUCCUUGGUACAACAUAUUUAAACUGUAUGGAGAUGCAAUGCUCCGGAAACAAAAGCUUACAGAUCAUUUUCAUCCCUCACUAACAUGUAGCGUUAUGUAUUUCGAAGCAUCUAUAAAUAUAGUUAAAAAGAGUGUUGGCUUAAUGUUGCAACGUCACGGAGCAGAGAUUAUGAACAAACAGAUCGCACUUCUUAGAAUAACAUCGAUGCUGACAGAAAUAUUUGCAAUGACUGCUAAUUUGUCACGCUCGUCGAGAUCAUACUCUCUUGGUCUUCGACAUUCAGAUAUUGAAAAAAAUUUGGCAGUGUGUGUGACAUAUGAAGGAUUUCAACGAAUUAAAAACAUUGCAACAGAAAUUGAAGAGAACGAUGUAUUAAAUGGAGACAUAUAUCGCAAUCAACUCACAGAUUUAAUAUAUAGACAACGUAAAUAUCCCAUGGAAAAUCCACUCAAUAGGAUAUUCACAUAA